AUGCAAAUAUCCGUGCGCACGCUCGAAGGAAAAGUUAUAACGUUAGCAGUUCAAUCCACUGACACAAUUGGAAAUGUCAAGACAACUAUACAAGGAAAAGAAGGUAUUCGAACAGAUUUACAACGACUAAUAUUCAACAACGCAACACUUGAAAAUGUUCGAACACUAUCCAGUUAUGAGAUCGGUGAAGAAUCGAUCCUUUAUCUUGUUCUGCGGUCAGCACAAAAUACCAAGACUGUUGCUGGAGGGUAUGGACUAGGCCAUGCCAACAAUGAGCUGUGUUUUCCUUAUGGUCUCUUCAUCUACGAUGAUCAAACAAUCUUCAUCGCUGAUUGGGGCAAUCACCGUAUCGUCCAAUGGAGGAUAGGUGAUAUGAAUGGUCAAGUGGUAGCUGGUGGCCACGGGCAAGGCCAUGAAUUGAAUCAAUUAAAUUGUCCAACUGAUGUACUGAUUGACAAACAGACCAAUAGUCUCGUUAUAUCUGAUCGAGGGAAUCGACGAGUCUUACGAUGGUCUCGUCUUGAUGGCACUAUUCAAGGAGAAAUACUUCUCGAGAACAUCGCUUGUUAUGGUUUGGCCAUGGAUAAUCAGAGAUGUCUCUACGUCUCUGACACCGAAAAACAUGAAGUCAGACGAUAUACAAUGGGAGAGAAGAAUGGAACUGUGGUGGCUGGCGGUCAUGGACGAGGUACUGGUCUCAAGCAACUCAACGAGCCGAGUUACAUUUUUGUUGAUGAACAACGGAUUGUCUACGUGUCAGACACAUGGAACCAUCGUGUGAUGAAGUGGAAUAAAGAUGCAACAGAAGGAAUUGCUGUCGUUCGUGGGUUUUCUCGCGGGCUGUUCGUCGAUAAGUCGGAGACUAUCUAUGUUGCAGACUACGGGAAUCAUCAAGUUACCCGUUGGCCCAAAGAAGCGACACAGGGCACUGUCGUUGAGUAUGGAAAUAGUGAAGGAGAAGGAGCAAAUCAUUUGUACUUUCCUUGGGGUUUGUCCUUCGAUCAACACGGCCAUUUCUACGUGACUGAUCAUUCGAAGCAUCGAGUACAACGUUUUCCUGUUGAUUAG
Molecule: messenger RNA, 1068 nt
Organism: Rotaria sp. Silwood2
Lineage: Eukaryota; Metazoa; Rotifera; Eurotatoria; Philodinida; Philodinidae
Source: the annotation of a GenBank genome assembly